AUUGACGCGAAGUUCCUACUUCUUUUCCUUUUCACCUAGGGUAUCUGUUUCUUUGAGCGAGGAGUUGGUUUCGGUAUCUACCGUGGAUAAUGCAUUUACAAGCAGAUGAACUCUAUCGAUCUACCUUCGGAAAGGAACUGGCGUCUAUGGACUGCGACCAAACACUCCACUCCUGUCGUCGAAGUCCGACGCGUUGAGAGACGUGGCGCAAAGAUCGCCUUUACGAACAACCUACUUUUCUUUUCUCCAGCAUCACUGGCGGCUAUCAACAGCCAAGCCUUAGACGACCUGACCGUCAUGAUAGCAAAUACCACGAUUACGACUUCUUCUCUUCUAUUUAUAUUUCUAACGUGAAAAUCAGUCCUGAAGCUACAAUUAGUGUUUCCAGCACUUGUUCACUACGUACAUCUUGGCGCUUCAAAUCACAGACGCAUGAAUGACUCUGAAGGCUACGACAUCCAAAGUUUGCUUGCUUGGAUUUGCAACGCCGCGGGUACUUUGGCUCCCAGUACUGUACUUGAACUGAUGAUACUCAGGCAAGCAUUCGAACGAUGAAUCCACAUACUGUCCGGGUGAUCCCGAAUUGGCCAGGAUCGCCCCUACGAGGCAUCGACUGAUACGUGUGCAAACACCUCGGAGCCACGUUGUGUCAACAUAUCAAUCCACAAUCCUGCACCCGCGGAGCAUAGCCACUACAGACUGUUUCGUGUUCCAGAUGCAAGCUAUGUACAG
Molecule: messenger RNA, 732 nt
Organism: Macroventuria anomochaeta
Lineage: Eukaryota; Fungi; Ascomycota; Dothideomycetes; Pleosporales; Didymellaceae
Exons: 1
Coding region: 106-354 (82 amino acids)
Source: RefSeq, a predicted model, not a curated record